AAGUGUAAGAAGCGUGAAAACCGCCAGUUCCUGUCUUAGAUAUAAUCCCCGGAAUUGUUGGCCUAUGAGCGCUACGUUGGAGGACAGAACUUUAAAAAGUUAUCAGUGUGAUGUUCCUAAGCUCAAAGAAGUAAUUGAUGUACUUCGACCUAUCCAACCAAGAUGGUAUGAGCUGUUUCUAUACCUGGGAUUAAAACGUGAUACAUUAGAAAAGCUUUGUAUCGAACACCCCUGUGACGACCACUCAUCACUAAUUGAAGCAAUUAUAAACUGGCUACAAAGAGACGACCCCCUCCCUUCAUGGGAAGAGCUCCUGGAAGUUAUUCAGAAUGUUGUUAUGGAAGGAGAUGUUGCUAUUGAGAUUAAGAAGAAAUUAUGCUAUGAAUCAAAGAGCAGUACUGAAGAAAAUAAUGAAGAUGACUUUCACCAAAACAUUAAUCAUGAAGGAAUUGUCUUUACAAAAUUGCUGUCUGCCAUUGCUGAAAAGUUGGGGUCAAGCUGUUUCCCCGAACUGCAGCACUUUCUCCUUAAUCUUAAAUGCCCAGAUGGUUCUGCAUUCAUAAAGUCAGACUACCUGUAUCAUCAUAAAACUGUGAACGGUCUUUUGAGCUCACUUGUAACUGCUAAUUUAUGCACUGCUAGAGACGUGGAUGUUCUCAUUCAUUCCCUAAGUGGGUUAAAACGAGGAGAUUUGCUCACCCUGAUAUCAGCUUAUGUGCCACAAAUUACAGUUGGGAAUCCACGUUGUGCCUUAACAAUGAGGGAAGGAAGUGUGGUGUUGAAGCUUUCAUUACCUGAUGCACUGAAAAAGAUUGAUCUAGGGAUGGUAUCAGCUAUCAAGCUUGACCUCUGUACGAUCUGCAGCCUAAAGGAGCAACCAUUUCUUUUGCAGUACAUUGGUUGGAAAACCUCUCCAGUGACUUUGUUUUUUCAGUUUCCUAUUGCAUGCAUGCUGUUGGUCGAGAAAGGACUACAGAGUGGUUCUCUUCAUAAAUUAAGUGAAAAUGGAAUUCACUGCAUUACAAUUUGCUUUAACAAUACUGUUGUGUAUUAUCCUUUUUAGUCUUGAAUAACUAGAGAGAGUUC
Molecule: messenger RNA, 1086 nt
Organism: Geodia barretti
Lineage: Eukaryota; Metazoa; Porifera; Demospongiae; Tetractinellida; Geodiidae
Source: the annotation of a GenBank genome assembly